AUGUCCGAACCUUCAGUAUCAACUAUGUACAAAGAGUCCGGGAUAAAGGUUUUAAUAGUAAAGCGCAGUUCCAUAAAGGGACAAAUUACUAAAUUCAAAAAUUAUUUAGACAAGAUUACAAGGCAAUCUCAAUUGACGGGUAUCGAAGUGGCUGAGCUUUCACUGAAGGUCAGUCGCUUUGAGAGUCUGUCCGCUAAAUAUGAUGAGCUGCAAACUCAAAUUGAAUUAAUAAAUGCUGAUACUUUAGACGAAGAGCUCGAUGAACGUGAACGCAUUGAGCAAGAUAUCAUAUUAUGUACCGCGAUGGCAAAAAAUAUUAUUGAAGAACAAAAUGAAUUAAAGAAUUUAGAACAGGAUAAGAGACGCCGUGAGUCCUUAUUCCAAGAUGCUCAUUGUGGUCGCGAUCAUAAUAAUGAAAAUUCUAUAACCUUGCCGCAAAUACAAAUUGCAAAGUUUGAUGCUGAUACACCAAAGGUCAACAAUGCCUCUGGUGAUGUCUCUGAGACUUCAGCAAAUUAUUCAAACAAAAAUUCAAAUCAAGUUAUUUUGUCUACUGCCCAAGUAUACAUUUUGAAUCCAACGACUAAUGAGCCUCUUAAAGUGCGGGCCUUGUUGGACUCAGGCAGUCAGUCAUCUUUCAUUACAAAAUCUCUUCAACAAAAACUUGCAAUCAAUUCAAAUCCAAUUUCUGUUAACGUCAUUGGUAUCGGUCACUCAGACAACCAAAUCAAGGAAAGCUGUGUGAUCCAAUUAAAAUCCAUUUACAAUAAUUUUAAGACAAAAUUAAAUUGUCUUGUGCUUCAUAGGCUGACUGGGAAUCUGCCUAAGGCACCUAUAAAUAUACAACAAUUAAACAUACCAUCGCACUUGCAUUUAGCUGACCCCGACUUCAAUCAGCCAGCUCCUAUUGAUAUACUAAUAGGAGCCGAUCUCUUCUGUUUUGGUUGGUUAAUUGGUGGUCCUAUUUCUUAUCAAGCUAAACAAGUACUUUGCAAUAAUUCAGUCAUUAAUGACAACUUCCAAAACGAAAACAAAAUCGACAAUUUACUAGCAAAAUUUUGGGAGCUAGAAGAGCUUCCCCAAAAAACAAUUCUAAGCGAAACAGAAUUAGCCUGUUCAAAUGAUAGCGAGGAACUAAAUUAUAUUCAAAAUUCAGUUGCACAAGAAUUAGACAAAGGCUGUUUUAAAUUACGUAAAUACAAAAGUAAUCUAUGUUCUAUUUUUGAUAAUUGUAAUUUAAAUUUGCAAGAAAAUAUUAUGUUAAAUGAGGCUUCGAGUACUCUAGGCUUAGGUUGGAAUCCAAAUAAUGACAUGUUAAAUUUUCCAGUUAAUAUUCCUCCUUUGAGAAAUACUAUUACAAAAAGAAGCAUCAUGUCUGAUGCAUUCAAGAUUUUUGACCCACUCGGUUUGUUAAGCCCAUACAUCAUGCAGCCAAAACUUAUGUUACAAAAAUUAUGGAAGCUUAAAUCCGAUUGGGAUCAACCAGUACCGAUAGACAUUGAAAACGCUUGGAGGGAUUUUUCUAGGGACUUGUUAUUAAUUUCUAAUUUUCAAAUUCCUAGAUUCGUCCUUAGUGAGUCACCACAAAUUAUUGAUAUUCAUUGUUUUAGUGAUGCUUCUUUGGUUGGUUAUGGUGCUUGUAUCUAUGCUAGGGUUACCUCUUCAAAUAAUCACAUUGAAGUAAAGCUCCUGUGCUCAAAAUCAAAGGUAGCCCCCUUAAAGCCUGUUUCAAUUCCUCGAUUAGAACUAUGCGCCGCCUUACUUUCAAGUCGUUUAGGCAAAGCUGUUAUAAAUUCUAUUAGAUUCACUCCUAAUUCUGUCACUUAUUGGUCUGAUUCUAGUGUUGUCCUGGGAUGGCUCAGUAGUGACUCAACUAGACUAAAAACCUUUGUGGCUAAUAGAGUAGGGGAAAUUCAGGAAAAUACCAAAUUAUCUGCUUGGCGCUAUGUACCUACCGAUCAUAAUCCUGCUGAUUUAAUUUCACGAGCUACUACUUUAAUUCAGUUGCAAAAUUCAGAUUUGUGGUGGCACGGACCAACAUUCUUGACUAAAGAUCAGAAUGAGUGGCCUGCUUUAAAGUCUUGUGACAACGUUGAUUUACCUGAUGUGAAAUUCACAGCCACGAAAAAUAUCUUAUUUUACAAUAUGUCUGCUAGAAAAUAUAAAAGUGGAGCUGAAAAAAGAAAAUUACAGUUUAGUCGAGAACAAGAAAGAAAUAAAUGCGCAAAAAUUGAAACUUUUUUUAAAUCGGAACAUAUAAACGCGAAUGAAAUAGCUAUAAAUCCAUUAAAAAACGUAAAGGAAGGUAUUUUAUGCGAAGAGAAUCUAACCGAUGGCAGCAAAAAAUCGCAAAACGAGGAAAAAAAUACAAGUGAUGAAAAUAUGCAAGAUUUUGAAAACCAGAAAAAAAAUACCAACGAUGAAAAUGUGCAAUAUCUUGACUUCCAGCAACCCUCUGGUUCCUCUGAAAAUGAAAUUGGUGUUCAGCAAAAGGGAGGUAAUACCGAUACCGAGGUGGAAAGAAAUUUAGAAAAUAUUAAGUUUGAGUUUGAGAAAUAUGUUGACGUGGGCUUGUGGCCAGAUUUGCUGAAUAAUGAUUUUAUUAAUUUCGUCCUCUCACAUGAAAUGACUGACUUUCAAAAUAAAGAUCCGAAGAAUAUAUAUUCAGCUUCAAUGAAGAAAUAUAAAGAACAAAAUAGAUCUUUUUCAAAUAGGUAUUUCACUAGAAAAAUGAAAAAUGGCCAAUUACUGGAAAGAUCUUGGUUAUGUUAUUCAAAAAGAGUUGGUACUGUUUUUUGUUUGACUUGCAAACUUUUUUCUAAAACUCCUUCUCAAUACACAACCGGAUUUACUGAUUGGAAACACAUAGGAUUUUGUUUAGAAAAUCACGAAAAUUCUAAUGAACAUAAGAAUUCAAUGUUAGUGUGGUUGACACGAAAAGAAAAUAAGUCUGUUUUAGACAAGCAGCUUCAGGAGCAAUUAAAUAAAGAAACAGAAUAUUAUCACAAUGUCCUAAAACGGGUUAUUGCAGUGCUAAAAUUUCUGAGUAUAAGAGGCUUAGCACUUAGAGGUUCCGAGGAAGUAUUUGGUUCUCCACAUAAUGGUAAUUUUAUGGGUGCUCUAGAGCUAUUGGCAGAAUUCGACCCAUUCAUACGUGAACAUAUUGAACAACGAGAGCUGCGACCAAACCCUGUAAUAUCAUAUUUAUCAAAAACAGUAUAUGAGGAAAUAAUUGAGAUUAUGGGUAAACAGAUAAUUAAACAAAUUAUAACUGAAAUAAAUAACGACGACACAAAGUAUUAUUCAAUUAUGAUGGAUUCAACCCCAGAUCUGUCUGACGAUGACCAACUUGCUAUUGUAUUACGAUACUGUUUUCGGGGAAAAGUUUUCGGCGAAAAUGACGAUGAAAAAGUUGAUUUCCGAAAAGAGGCACGAAAUUUAUUUAAUAAACUGGCGAAACUAGAAACUGCAAUUUUGAUUGUUUUUUGGGAAGAAAUUUUGGAGAGAUUUAAUGUAGUUAAUAAAAAAGUACAGAGCCCUGGUUUAGACAUUGGUGAAGGCAAUAAGUUAAUUGUGUCAUUAAAAGAGUUCGUGAAAAACAUAAGGCAACAAUCAGAUCAGAAGCUAAAGGAAUACGAAGAGAAAGCUAAAAAAUUAAGUACUAGUGUGGGAACAGACUACAGUGACAUAAAUAAGAGACGCAUUACUUUGAAAUUUUCAGAUAAAUCUACAGAUAAAGUCUCAGUGAACUGCGCAGAAAAAUUUAAAAGAGACACGCUUAACGUUGCGUUGGAUAAGAUGAUUAUGGAUUUAAAUAAUAGAAGCCAAGCCUAUGAGACCUAUAGCAAAAAAUUUAAAUUUUUAAUGGAUUUGCAAGACAAAAAUCAAGAACACAUAGAUCUGGAAAGUGUACGUAAUAUUAUUGAUUAUUAUCCAAAUGACGUAGACGAACAUUUAGUGAAUGAGUGCAUUCAGUUGAAAUCUUACUUACUGCAAUCUAAGACAGAGUCUUACACCUCUUGCAGUGAAAUUUUUUGGCUAAUUUAUGAAAAGAAACUUGUUGAUGUUUUCCCAAACUGCUAUACUAUCUUAAAGAUUUUU
This is a messenger RNA of Brenthis ino (lesser marbled fritillary), 4101 nucleotides long. The record is from the annotation of a GenBank genome assembly. NCBI's taxonomy places the organism in Eukaryota, Metazoa, Arthropoda, Insecta, Lepidoptera, Nymphalidae.